AUGGCUACCGCACCUCGUCGUCCUCGUCCACCACAACAAUACCGGAAAGUGGCUAUUUCGGAAGAAAAUGAAGAAGACGAGCGCUCAGGUAUUACCAGUUAUCCAGAUGAGUCAGACCCUCACAUGUCCAUGGAAGAUCCCUCUGGUUCGACUUCCCUUAGUGCUUCUAACUCCUUGGGUCGCAAACGAGCUGCUCCGUGUCCACCGCGACGCACUACACCGGUCAAGCCGUUCCCAAGCGAACUUACCCAUCAAUUAUUCCCUUCAGCCCGACCUUCUGUCAGCACAACGUCCUCCGAACGAGAUCUUCCCGGUGAAGAUGACCUGUUUCCUCUGCCACCACCCACAGAUGGUGAAGCAUUCAACGGUUCUGUAACUGGUGUGCGUACACCUUCGUUCCAAACCGGCCAUUUCGCAAUAUCUACACCACCCCCGCCCCAGUCUUCUAUUCCACCACCUACACCGGGCGGAUUUCAAAUACCGUCGGUGAUGAGCACUUCGGGUAAGGCUGUGAUGCGAUUUCGCUGGUUCCUCCUUUUCAAUAUGAGAGCCUUGGUUCGAAAGGCAGCCAUAUUUCCAUCCUCCAGUUCAAUGGAACCGAAUUGCGGCAUGCUCAAACCAGCCAGACCUGCAUUUCUUCCACAUACCAAUCCAUCACAGACGAAGCCAGAUGGUGUCGGGUUGAGGCCAGUCAAAUCACCGAGCCACACUAAACCCUCGAGCUGUGAUAAAGCAUCCCCCGCGGAUGAAUCUUCAUUUGCUGGCGAGACAGGCCAACCGUUUGGGAGAUCCGAAGGAAAAAUGCCCGGAUCUAAAGUUGAGACAUCUACGCGUUUAUGCGCUUCAGGUCAAUCGGAAACUCGGAUUCCCGUCUCCAAGCUGUCCUCCUCAUCCUCUGCUGCAAACGCCGAGUUUCGUCACGAAUUGGAGCGACGAUUGCAACAGCAACACCAGACACAGGGUCAUCCGUAUGAUCGACCAUCUACAUCCUUCAAACUAACCCGAUCAUCUAAGCAGUCCGCUGCGGAACAAAAGCAGUCCCAACCGGCCUCACCAACAACGACUAUAACCUGCGGUUUUUUGACAGUUCCUCGGAAGAAAUCUGUACAGUCUACUUCUGUCACUCCCAUUGCUGUCACUGUUGAUCGACCGAUUGUGCGCGCAAAUCCCCCCAGUCCUUCUCCUUCUCCAAACGGUUCACAGGCUUCCCCUAAUGCAUUUUAUCCCACAUCAGUUACCCAACCUCACUCACGUUCCCUGAAGACAGCUACAGAGCCACAGCAACAGCAACCCACGGGUUUACCGAAGCCGAUGCUUCGCAGUCCUAAACGGUCCGCUCCUCCGUGGGUCAACCCACAGACUGUCAUGAACCCCGCACCAAGCGCAUCUAAUCCUGCUGCAAGUAAAUCAAACGAACAGUCCACAAAGCGCUUAAGCUGGACCGGUCCUGACAGACUCCAUCGACCCUCAGAUGCAGGUGGAAUACGUUCUCAGCGAUUUUGUUUACCCACAAUUCUCUCCAACUCAUCAACGGGGCUAGAUUCGGUGGAGUUAGCUGACCAGAACCAAGCGCCGUCUCGUCAGCAUCUUACCAAUCGACUAACGGAGCUUGUCCAACGACUUGAGGCUCUUCGCACAGAUGAUUCUGAACCAGAACAGGUAAUUGCUUGUGCUGAGCAACUGGAGGCCUGUCGUCUCGACUGCUCUGCGUUCAUUGAUCAAGCCACAUGUUCUGCUAGAGCUAAGUUCGCCUUUCGUGAUCGGUACGCUCCAUUGCAACAAUUGAGCACAAACUUACGGCUUAAUCGGUCAAAACAAUCACCCGAUCCUGUCAGACUGGUAUCCACCGCGGUGACUGCUUUGCAGAACAUUCUUACCGAACUAUCCAAACUAAAUGAAGGGGAAUCAAGUGCCACCAGUGGGUUAGACGGUCAGGAAGAGGAGGAUGAGGAAGAGGUACGAUCGUCAAUAGAUAAUCUGCGCGAUACGGUUCCUCGUCCAUUGCGUUUUGCACCGGUACCAACUAAGUUGCCUCAGUUUGUGUCGGAGUGA
Molecule: messenger RNA, 2052 nt
Organism: Echinostoma caproni
Lineage: Eukaryota; Metazoa; Platyhelminthes; Trematoda; Plagiorchiida; Echinostomatidae
Source: the annotation of a GenBank genome assembly